Molecule: messenger RNA, 3813 nt
Organism: Aspergillus bombycis
Lineage: Eukaryota; Fungi; Ascomycota; Eurotiomycetes; Eurotiales; Aspergillaceae
Gene: ncr1
Product: sphingolipid transporter NCR1
Exons: 3
Coding region: 1-3813 (1270 amino acids)
Cellular component (GO): membrane
Molecular function (GO): lipid carrier activity
Source: RefSeq, a predicted model, not a curated record
AUGCGGGGAAUCCGCUUCAUCCCCGUCAUCGCUAGCCUCGGCUCGGUCUUCAUAUCACAAUCAUUAGCCCAGGGAGAGACUGCUCUACAUGAGAAAGGGCGCUGUGCUAUUCGAGGGCACUGUGGGAAGAAGUCCAUCUUUGGCGGAGACCUACCAUGUCCGGAUAAUGGUGUCGCAGAGGAACCGGAAACAGCGGUGAGGAAGAAACUCGUGGAUUUAUGUGGCAGUAAGUGGGAGGAAGGCCCAGUGUGCUGUAAAGAUGAGCAGAUCGAUGCGCUCUCCAGGAACUUGAAGCUUGCCGAGGGUAUCAUCGCCUCCUGUCCUGCGUGCAGAGAGAAUUUCUUCAAUAUCUUCUGUACUUUCACCUGCUCUCCCGACCAGUCUCUCUUUAUCAAUGUCACGGAGACCGAGCCCAGCAGCUCGGGGAAAUCCUUGGUGACGGAACUAGACAACAUCUGGUCGGAGGAAUACCAAAGUGGGUUCUACGAAAGUUGCAAGAACGUGAAGAAUGGAGCAUCAGGUGGUAGAGCGAUGGACUUCAUCGGCGGCGGCGCAAAGGAUUAUACGCAUUUUCUGAAGUUUCUGGGAGACAAGAAGCUUCUGGGUAGCCCUUUUCAGAUAAACUUCAAAACCGAGCCCGCUGGUCCGGAUCCUCAGGGAAUGCAUCCUCUGCCCAUCAAGCCGAAGGCGUGCAAUGAUUCAGAUGAAGCCUUCCGUUGCUCCUGUGUGGACUGCCCCGAUGUAUGUCCACAGCUGCCUGCAGUGGAAACGGACAAGCAAUGCCAUGUGGGCCUUUUACCUUGCCUGUCCUUUGCUGUUAUUCUGAUUUACUCUAUGUUUCUGCUCUUCGUUGUGGCUCUUUCGAGCUACUUCACGUAUAAAGAACGGCGCCACCGCAAACCGGAACGGGUCCGGCUUCUUCAGGACCCGACGCCGAGCGACGAUGAAGACGAAGGCGAUAUUGUUCACGCUGGAGGCUACCUCGAGCAGCCCAAAGGUGUUUAUAAACUGAACUCCGUACUGGACCGUGUAUUCAACCGGAUUGGUGGCACAUGCGCCCGGUUCCCCGCGAUUACUAUUGUGUCUAGCAUUUUAACAGUGGGGCUGUUAAGCCUGGGCUGGCUGAGGUUCGCUGUGGAGACCGACCCAGUGCGAUUGUGGGUGAGCCCUACGUCAGCAGCCUUCCAGGAAAAGCAAUACUUCGACGCCAAUUUUGGCCCUUUCUAUCGUGCGGAACAGGCUUUUCUUGUGAAUGAGAGUGGCCCCGUUCUUACCUAUGAUACCUUGAGUUGGUGGUUCGACGUCGAGUCCCGAGUCCGCCGGAUGAUAUCACUAGACCGCGGAGUUAUUCUGGAUGAUAUCUGCUUCAAACCUACAGGCGACGCCUGUGUGGUUGAUUCUGUGACCGGCUAUUUUGGUGGUUCGAUGUAUAACCUUGACCCGGACACGUGGGAAGAACGUGUAAGGCAUUGUGCCGAAUCUCCGGGUGAUGUAAGCUGCCUUCCUGAGUUCGGACAGCCUCUCAAGCCAGAAAUGAUUUUGGGCGGCUAUGAAGGAUCGGGGGAUGUGUUUGACGCUCGAGCACUGAUCGCUACAUGGGUGGUUAAUAACCAUGCCCAAGGGACCGAAGAAGAAGCGGAUGCGAUCGACUGGGAAGACAGCUUCAGGGGCAUUCUCGGGGUCGUCCAAGAGGAGGCCAAGGAGCGUGGUUUGCGCGUGUCUUUCAACGCCGAAAUUAGCGUUGAGCAGGAGCUCAACAAAUCGAGCAACACAGACGCAAAGAUCGUCGUUAUCAGCUAUAUUAUCAUGUUCAUAUACGCAUCCUUGGCUUUGGGCUCCGUCACCGUGACGUGGAAAUCGUUACUUACGAAUCCCGCGAACGCUCUGGUCCAGUCGAAAUUCACCUUGGGCAUUGUGGGAAUUGUCAUCGUCUUGAUGUCUGUUUCCGCUUCUGUCGGGCUAUUCUCCGCGACGGGCGUCAAGGCAACAUUGAUCAUCGCAGAGGUCAUUCCGUUCCUGGUGUUGGCUGUCGGCGUGGAUAAUAUCUUUUUGAUCGUUCAUGAAUUCGAACGGAUCAACGUCAGCCAUCCUGACGAAGAGAUCGACGAGCGAAUCGCUCGGGCUGCGGGCCGCAUUGGCCCUAGUAUCUUCUUGUCCUCCCUUACUGAAACGGUAGCUUUCGCUCUGGGUGCUUUCGUCGGAAUGCCGGCCGUCAAGAACUUCGCCGUCUACGCCGCGGGGGCGGUUUUCAUCAACGCCGUGUUGCAGAUCACUAUGUUCAUAUCGGUGCUUGCGUUGAACCAGAGACGUGUGGAAAGCCUCCGCGCGGAUUGCUUCCCAUGCGUGACGGUCCGCAAAGCGCAUUCUGGAAUGUCCGAAGAUCAAGUCUUCGAUGAUCAGGAUGGAGAAAGCUUUCUGCAGAAGAUCAUUCGUAAGGUCUACGCCAACUUCCUCCUCACCCGUAAGAUCAAGGUUGCCGUCAUCAUUGUAUUCCUGGGCCUUUUCACUGCCGGCUUGGCUCUCAUUCCCGAGGUGGCGCUUGGUCUGGAUCAGCGUAUCGCGCUGCCCAGUGAUUCUUACCUCAUCCAGUAUUUUGACGACUUGAACAAUUACUUUGGAAGCGGCCCUCCGGUGUAUUUCGUGACUCGCAAUGUGAACAUCACCGCGCGCAGCCAUCAGCAGCAGCUUUGUGGUCGGUUCACGACAUGCGAAGAGUUCUCAUUGCCGUUCGUAUUGGAACAGGAGUCUAAACGGCCCGAGGUGUCUUAUAUCUCAGGAUCCACCGCUAGCUGGAUUGACGAUUUCUUCUACUGGCUGAAUCCCCAGCAGGACUGCUGCAAGGAACAUGGCCAGCUUUGUUUCGAAGACAGGAAUCCGGCAUGGAACAUUUCCCUCUACGGUAUGCCAGAAGGUGAGGAAUUUGUCCGCUACGCGAAAAAAUGGAUCGAUGCCCCUACAGACGCAUCUUGUCCGCUGGGAGGGAAAGCUCCGUACAGCACUGCUCUUGUCCUCGACUCGAAGCGAAUCAUGACCAACGCCAGCCAUUUUCGAACGACACAUACACCUCUCCGGACGCAAGAUGAUUUUAUUAACUCGUACAAAUCGGCUCGUCGCAUUGCGCAGGGUAUCUCAGAAGAGCAUGGUAUCGACGUGUUUCCAUACUCGAAGACGUACAUAUUCUUUGAUCAGUACAUUUCCAUUGUUCAGCUUACGGGUAUCCUACUUGGAUCUGCUGUCGCCAUCAUCUUCCUCCUGACCUCCGCCAUUCUAGGCUCCGUCGCUACGGGGGCCGUGGUGACUGGCACCGUUGUGAUGAUAGUGGUCGAUAUCAUCGGCUCGAUGGCCAUCUCCGGGGUGUCGCUGAACGCUGUGUCGCUGGUGAACUUGAUCAUUUGUGUUGGUAUUGGGGUCGAGUUCUGUGCGCAUAUCGCUCGCGCGUUCAUGUUCCCGUCUCGGGUGAUCUUGGACAAGGUGCCCACCAAGUUCCGCGGCAAAGACGCCCGGGCUUGGACCGCGCUGGUCAAUGUCGGAGGUAGUGUUUUCAGCGGCAUCACCGUGACUAAAUUGCUUGGGGUCUGUGUGUUAGCCUUUACCCGCAGCAAGAUUUUCGAGAUUUACUAUUUCCGUGUGUGGCUGGCGCUGAUCCUGUUCGCGGCUACCCAUGCGCUCAUCUUCUUGCCCGUAGCCCUGAGCUAUUUUGGAGGAGAUGGGUAUGCCGAUCCCGGCUCAGAUGGUGGCCUUGAGGAGAACCUUGCAUCCCGAGGCUAUCGCUCUCUGCUGGUUGAUGACGAUUACGACUCAGAUGGAUAUUAG